AUGUCCGUCACUGUUCGAUAUGCGCGCUACCUGCUAUUUGCCGUCAUAGGACUGGCGGUCUUCUUCGUAAUCUCAAAAUCCUCCAUUCCACUUCCUAGCACUAGCACCGGUUCUACCGCUCCUGCAGCGAAAAACCCGCCGACCUACGACUCAGUCAAGUCGCAAAAACCACAAGUCCUUGGCCCGCACCGCGCUGAUCGUGUAAAUGCCACCUUUGUGACCUUGGCGCGCAAUUCCGACCUCUGGGAUAUGGUCAAGUCAAUCCGGACCGUCGAAGAUCGUUUCAACCGCAACUACAACUAUGACUGGGUAUUCCUGAACGACCACGAGUUCGACGAGGAGUUCAAGAAAAUCACAACUGCCCUCAUUUCCGGGCAAACCCAUUACGGAGUCAUCCCCAAUGAACACUGGUCGUACCCGGAGUGGAUCGACAAGGAUAAAGCCAAGGAUGCGCGCGAAGAGAUGGAUCGCAAGAAGAUUAUCUACGGUGGCUCGGAGAGUUAUCGCCAUAUGUGCCGUUAUGAGUCUGGGUUCUUCUUCCGUCACCCACUUAUGAUGAAUUACGAGUACUACUGGCGCGUCGAGCCUAGCGUUGAGCUGUUCUGCGAUAUCGACUCGGAUCCUUUCCGUUUCAUGAAGGAGAACAAGAAGAAGUACAGCUUUGUCAUCAGUUUGUAUGAGUAUGUGGCGACCAUCCCUACUCUGUGGGAUAGUGUGAAGAAGUUCACCGGCAACCACCCCGAGUAUGUCAGUGAGGGAAAUGCCAUGGAAUUCAUCAGCAACGACGGCGGUGACACCUACAACAACUGCCACUUUUGGUCGAACUUUGAGAUUGGCAGUCUAGAAUGGCUGCGGUCUGAUGCAUACAUCGACUACUUCACUUCUUUGGACAAAGAUGGCGGUUUCUUCUAUGAGCGAUGGGGUGAUGCACCUGUUCACUCUAUCGCUGCUUCUAUCAUGUUGAAGAAAGAAGAAAUCCACUUCUGGGAUGACAUUGCUUACUACCAUGUUCCAUUCACGCAUUGUCCCACCGAUGAAAAGAAGCGGUUGGAUUUGAGAUGCUCUUGUCAGCCAAAGGAGAACUUCGACUGGAAGGAUUAUUCUUGCACCAAGCGUUGGUUCGAUAUCAACAAAAUGCCCAAGCCACACGGAUGGGAUAAAACAUACGACUAA
Molecule: messenger RNA, 1173 nt
Organism: Penicillium soppii
Lineage: Eukaryota; Fungi; Ascomycota; Eurotiomycetes; Eurotiales; Aspergillaceae
Product: glycosyltransferase family 15 protein
Exons: 3
Coding region: 1-1173 (390 amino acids)
Biological process (GO): protein O-linked glycosylation; cell wall mannoprotein biosynthetic process; protein N-linked glycosylation
Cellular component (GO): membrane; Golgi apparatus
Molecular function (GO): alpha-1,2-mannosyltransferase activity
Source: RefSeq, a predicted model, not a curated record